CCAAGGUCUCCGCUGACAACAGUGCAGGAGCAGCGCCGUGCGGAGUCGCGCAGCUGGUUCGGUUCGGCCGGAUCCAUCAUGUCGGACGCAGUUCUACAGCAGGUCGGAUGGGAUGAAGGGUUCGCCAUUCCCGUGGCGAAUGCCGAAAAUAAAGCGCUAGAGAAUGAACUUCAAAAAAAACAAAGGGAAAAGACAAACUUGGAGAACAGGCUCAGUGAAUACAAAGACAGAAUUCAAGCAAUGAUUGAUCAUUUGAAAAAUGUCAAGCAAGAGCUGCUACAUACACAGGCUCUUUGCAGAGCAAGAGAGAAAGAAACUGAAUCGGAGGAGCAUUUCAGAGCUUUGGCGCAGAGAGAGAAGGGUCGCCUGCAGCAGGAGAUUGUGCAGCUGGAGAACAGUCUGGCUGCACUGAGAGAAAAGAGAAACACUCAAGAGAACAACAUUUUUAAAGCGACGGAGAAACUGGAGAGGCUGAAGUGUCAGCUGGACUGGGAUCAGCAGACGCUGGAGGCCUGGCUAGAAGAAUCUGCACAAAAAGACGAGGACUCAAUGGCGAUCCUAAAAUAUGCCCAGCAAGAUGAAGGGAAAAUAAAGGAGUUGACUUUGCGGAUUGAGAAGAUGACAGUUGAAGCAAACCAGAAGCGCAAGAUUCUUGAUAAUGAACUGACUGAAACAAUAACAGCCCAGAUUGAGCUAGACAAGACAGCAGAGGAUUUUCGUCAAGCCCACCUGGAAAGGCAGGAGCUGAUACGUCAGUGGGAAAACACCAUUGAACAAAUGAAGAAGAGAGACCAGGAAAUGGAUCACUGCUCACUGUUACUUGCCCAGGUGAAAAGGGAGAUCAGAGAGAGGGAUGCUGUCAUCAAGGAGAAGAAGAACUUUCUGGAACGUGAGGUGGAAAAUAACAAGGAAUACGAGAAAAAGAUUUCAAGUGCCGAGCGACUGGCUGCUAGACUCAGGCUAGAGUAUCAGGAGCAGGAGAACAACCGCAUGCAGCUACAGGAUGAGCUGGAAAGCUUGAAGGGGACUGUGGACAGGACAGCCACCGAUCUGCAAGCUAUGAGAUCUCAGUUGGCUAAUAUGAAGAAAGAAAUCCAAGACAAAAAUAACAAGCUGAAAGCAUCCAGACAGCAGAAUGUGGCUCUUGAAGAAAAGCUACAGUACGUGACAGAUGCAGCAGUGAGUGUGGAAGAGAGGGCAACACGAAUGGAGCAGAUGCUGAAGGAAGAGGAACAAACCAUUAAGGACAUAGACUGUCAGUUACAUCGCCUUCGGGAACUGCUUUUCAAGAGGACUCAGGAGUUACAAGACUUGAAGACCAAAGAGAAGAAUACAGUGGCUGAGAUUUCUGGGAGUAAGGCUGGUCUCUCAAAUCUCAAGAGUCGUUUGAAUAAACUUGAUAAUGACUCGCUGAAACAACAGGAGAUUAUUUACAACCAGGAUUUUCAGAUUCAGCUGCUGGAGAGAAAGAUGUCUCGGCUUAAGGGAGAGGUGAACACUGAAGAGAAGCAAGCUCUGGAGGCCAGGGUGGCAGAGCUGACCCAUUCACUGGAGGAGAAGAAGAAGAUUGCCAGCCUGUUGACGGCUCAGCUAAAAAAGCUUCAGGAUGAUAUACGCUAUAUAAAAAAAGAGAUGGAAAAGACUGGUGCAGACAAGAGUGAUCUUACUAGUAAAAUUGAGGAACUGAACCUUUUUAAUGAGAAUUCAGAGAAGGAGCUCAAGAAGAUCAGGCAACAAAAGCAGGACACGAUGGUGGAGGACAACAUCCUGAAACUGGAGGUUAAACGCUUGCGGGACUUGCUAUAUAAUAAGGCAGAUAACGUUCUCUCCUUAGAGAAGCGGAGACUUCAGCUGCAGACAGCUAUGAAAGAAAGGGAGGAGGAGAUAAAGGUUCACAGAGAUAUGCUGCAGACUCAGAUCAAGCUUAUUGAUCAAGAGCGCCAGGGAAUCAGUGCAGAACUACAUGAGAGAUUUUCCAAAAUUGAUAAGCUGAAGAAGAGGUACGAGAUUUUAAUGAUUUCCAUGGCAGCUCCUGAGGGAGAAGAGGAGAAAUCUCAAGCAUAUUAUGUGAUUAAGGCUGCACAAGAGAAAGAGGAACUACAACAGCAAGGAGAUGAUUUAGAUGAAAAAAUUCGCAAGGCAGAGAAGGAAAUCAGAGCUUUGGAAAACACCCUUCAUGUCAUCAACAGCCGUAAUACCACCUACAGAAAAUCAUUCAACAAAGUUACUGAGACAAGUGAAGAAUAUCAAGAGAAGGUAAAACUUGAAGAGCAAAGGAAAGCAGUUGAGGAAAAGUACAAGUACAAGCGAAGACAAAUCAGAGAACUGCAGGAAGACAUUCAGGGUAUGAACAGCACUCUCGACAACCUACUCAAAGAAGAAGCCGCUGAGAAUGAAAAAAACGAGAAUAUGCAAUCAAGGAUCUUGACACUGAAUAGGGAACUGGAGUCGCAGAAGGAAAAAUUAGAAAGGGUCACGAAACAGUGCUCAAAGUUGUCCAGAGAGAUUCGUUCUGCCAAGAAAAGCAGAGGAGAGACACAAGAAGAGCGUGACAUAGACCUGCGUGAAUUAAAGGACUUUAACAGGUCUGUCAACAAGAUGCUGCUUGAUGUCAUGGAAGAACACCCGGACUUGGCAUUAGCACUGCAGAUGUACUUCCAGCAGGCCAAUCUGCCCCUGCCCGUGUCUGCUUCUAUGCCUGGUAGUCGGCAGAGCUCUAGGCCUCCUUCUGCUCAGAGCUCUGUGUCCUCCAGAAGGGUAAGUUCUUCCAGAAGUGGUCACAACAGUGCUGCUGCGCAGUCAUCACCUGUGAAGACAGUGGACCUGGGACUGGGGCUCUCUGUGACAUCACCUUCUAUCCAAGCUACAUCUCCAAGGCAGUCUCGCCCAAGCAGUGCUGCUAGCAGCAGCAGCAGCAUUCGCAGCCAGAAGAGUUUAAAGUAGCACUCUUUCAUUUAAAAUAAGAAAUACAAAUCUAGUUCUAGUUAUACUUGGAAAAACAAGUGUAUUUAGUACAAAUGAAAAAAAGAAACAUGUUCAAUGGGUAUUUGAUUUAUAUUUAUUACAGAGAUGUGCAUUUGUCUGAUUAAAAAAAAAAGUUUUUGGAAUUUGUAAUGCAGCACCCAUUUGGAGAUGAACAAUAAAACAGAUUUCCACAUCAA
Lepisosteus oculatus (spotted gar) is the source of this 3161-nucleotide messenger RNA. RefSeq names its product coiled-coil domain 39 molecular ruler complex subunit (gene ccdc39). NCBI's taxonomy places the organism in Eukaryota, Metazoa, Chordata, Actinopteri, Semionotiformes, Lepisosteidae. The record is from RefSeq and is a predicted model, not a curated record. Gene Ontology annotation, biological process: epithelial cilium movement involved in determination of left/right asymmetry; inner dynein arm assembly; cilium-dependent cell motility. Gene Ontology annotation, cellular component: axoneme.